This is a messenger RNA of Chrysemys picta bellii (western painted turtle), 432 nucleotides long. Its product is annotated as olfactory receptor-like protein OLF1. Gene Ontology annotation, biological process: sensory perception of smell; G protein-coupled receptor signaling pathway. Gene Ontology annotation, molecular function: G protein-coupled receptor activity; odorant binding; olfactory receptor activity. Gene Ontology annotation, cellular component: membrane. Lineage: Eukaryota; Metazoa; Chordata; Testudines; Emydidae. The record is from RefSeq and is a predicted model, not a curated record.
AGCUCCAACAUCAUCAAUAACUUCUUCUGUGACAUCCCCCAAUUGUUGGCAAUCUCCUGUUCUGACACCCGCAUCAAUGAGAUUGUGAUGUUUGUUUUUAUGAGCUGCAUUCUAGUGAGCAGCCUUGUCACUGUCCUCCUCUCCUAUGUCUAUAUCAUCUCCACCAUCCUGCAGAUCCGCUCUGCCGAGGGGAGGCACAAAGCCUUCUCCACCUGCACUUUCCACUUGACUGCUGUAGCCCUGUAUUUUGGCACCCUCCUCUUCAUGUAUUUACGUCCCACCUUCAGCUAUUUCAUGGACACAGACAAAGUGGCCUCAGUGUUUUACACGCUGGUGAUCCCCAUGAUGAACCCCCUCAUCUACAGCCUGAGGAACACGGAGGUGAAGGAUGCUGUGAAGAGAGCAAUGAAUAAACUCCUAACCAAUUCUUGA